AGCCCAUUGCCCAAACUUGUGAGCCCUUGCGAGCCACACACGGGCUCGUGGCGCUGCACGGCUGGACACAAGCACCAGCUGCUACACAAGUACCAGCGGGAACAAAAAGGUUGCACCUCUAAGCCGCCGACCAUGCCAAAAAAGCAAAAGCACAAGAGAGCGCAAAGCAGCAGUGAUGCGAAGAAGAGAGCCCAAAGCAGCGAUGCGACGCCGGGCACCAGCAUGUCGCGCCCAGCGCUCUUGGCUGCAGCCGUCUGCGCGGUGGCGGCGGUCGUGCUGCGCAGCGCGCGCCUCGCGCGACCAGAGGUUAUGCCGCAGCGGCUCACGCGGACGAUGCGCGUGCGGCACGCGCGGCGCACGGUGCCGUGCGCCACGACGUCGGUUUGCGGCGCGCGGCCCUGCGACCGCGUCGUCAUUGACGACUGGCUGCCGCCCGCGGAAAUCGACGCGCUGCGGGACAUCGCGCGGCGCGGCGCAGCCGCGGCGGACGCGGCCGCGGCUGCAGGCGGUCCGACUAUCAUCGAUAUCAACUCUGGCUUCGUGAUGGCGCCCGGCGCGCGCCUCGUGAACCUCUACCAGGCCAAGUCCAAGCGGAAGCCCUUCGGUGGCGAGGACUACGAGCUCUACCGGUCUGUGAUAAGGCGCCUCAAGGCCGAGGUCGAGGCCGCGUUCCCGCGCGCGUCGGCGCUCUACUUCACGGCGCCGACAUUCUUGACUCGGCUGAGCGGCGAGAACGCGACGUGGGAGGCGUCGGAGCCGCACGACGAGUAUUAUCAGUGGCACGUCGACCGCGAGAACACGCCGCACUACGAGUUCUCGGGGCUGCUCUACCUGUCGGACUACGACGAGGACUUCGAGGGUGGGCUCUUCACGUACGACGACGGGUCGGUCGUCGAACCGCGGCGGGGGCGCCUGAACAUGUUCGCGUCGGGCGCCGAAAACAAGCAUCGCGUGACGCAAGUGACGGCGGGCCAACGGCUCACGCUGAGCUUCUGGUUCGCCUGCGACCCGGCGUACGAGUUCCGAGAUUUUCUUGAUGGGCAGGCGCACGCGCGGUACCGGAGCUAAGCUAGAUGUGUG
Messenger RNA from Pelagomonas calceolata, 1080 nucleotides. NCBI's taxonomy places the organism in Eukaryota, Pelagophyceae, Pelagomonadales, Pelagomonadaceae. The record is from the annotation of a GenBank genome assembly.